This is a messenger RNA of Biomphalaria glabrata, 4308 nucleotides long. Its product is annotated as kelch-like protein 24. The transcript has 5 exons. Gene Ontology annotation, molecular function: protein binding. The record is from RefSeq and is a predicted model, not a curated record. Bases 164 to 1921 code for a protein of 585 amino acids. Lineage: Eukaryota; Metazoa; Mollusca; Gastropoda; Planorbidae.
AUUCUAGACGACAUAGAAUAUAGAUAUCUAGAUCUAAUCUAGAAUGACUACAUAGAUUCUAGAAUCUAGAUAUGAUCUAGAUCUUUAUUAAUUAUGGAUCUGAUUGUUGGAUUCAUUCUACUCCAGUGUCAGUGAUACUCUAGAGUACUCUAGAAUAAUCAAAAUGUCUGGGAUGCUUUCUGCUGCCAGUGUUGACUGGGCUAAUAAAAUUAGGUGUAAUGUGGUUGAUGGCUUAAGACAAAGUUUUCAUGAUGGAAUAUUUACUGACAUUGAAAUCGAGGUUAGUGACUGUGUUUUUCGAUGCCACAAGGUUUUUCUUUGUGCUAUAUCAGACUACUUUCUGGCUAUGUUCACUUCUGGGAUGAGAGAAAGUGUUGACAGCCGAGUCACCAUAAAGGAUUUGUCUGGAUCAACAUUCAGGGCUGUGCUGGAUUUUUACUAUACUUGUGAUAGAUCUGUGGUCAAUACUGAUACAGCAGAAGACUUGCUACGAGCAGCUGGUCUGCUCCAAAUGACAACUUUACAAGACAAUUGUGAAUCUUACUAUGCAGAAAACCUCAAUGUAGACAAUGCAUUAGCUGUCUGGGACCUUGCGCAAUGUUUACACUGUGAGGCCCUCGCCGACAAAGCCAAACGUUUCAUCUUGGCCAACUUUCUGGACAUUUACACAGAGCCAGAUUUCUUACACAUCGAUGCAGAGCACUUGAAUGAACUGCUAGGCGACGAUGACCUUAGGGUGCCAGAUGAAGACUAUGUCUGUGAAGCAGCUGUCUCAUGGCUAAGACAUGACAUUGGCAGUCGUGCCAAAUUUUUUAAUGACAUCUGUGUUAAUUUGAGAUUAAGAUACCUUUCUGAAGAUUCUUCCAACAGAUUGCUCACGUUUAUUAGGAAUGAAUGCCAUUUAAAAGAUAGUAUUCUCGAAGGACUUACAGAGAACAGAAGAUACUCAUUCCCAGAAGCUUCCAGUGCAGUAGCUAUGGAAACACCCUUAUCUUCUAGAAACUAUGAGAACAUGCUUGUAGUAAUUGGAGUACAUAAAGCAACUGGCAUCCUUCCAACUGUUCAUGCAUAUAGUUUUAACACAAAAAUGUGGUUUAAACUAAGCUCUUUGCCAUUUGAUCCUGGAGUUGGUUAUGCAACAUGUGUUUUAGACAACCAGCUUUAUAUGUCUGGAAUAUCUCUUCGCAAAGCAUAUGUACUACGAUAUGACCCUUGUGCCAACUUGUGGGAGGAGUGUUGCCAGAUGCCAGAGAAGAGACGCUACCAUGAAAUGGUUGUAGCCUGCAACCAUGUGCAUGCAGUGUGUGGCUGGAAUAAAAGGGAUGGUGUCUUUACAAGCAUCAUUCAAUAUCAUGUCACUGAUGACUCCUGGACUAGCCUUGGCAAUUUGCGUGUGGGUGUCUAUUCUGCUUCUGCUUGUGCAGUCGAAAAUAUCAUAUAUGUAUUUGGUGGACGGGCAGAUGACAGUACCCGCAAGAGAGAUAUACAGUCUUUUAACAUCAAUACUGGGCAGGCCACGAUAAUCAACCAGUUUCCCUCUGCAGUGACUGAGAGCAGGGCUAUAGCUAUCAACUCCUCCAUGUAUCUAGCAUUAACUAACGGCUCCAUCAUGAAAGUCAUGGAAUCUGGGACCCUCUCACGACACAGCGUCCUUCCUAACUUUGACCGGUUUAACUUUGGACUCCUCCAACGUGGUAGCAGUAUUCUUGUUGUAGGCGGGGACACACGAUACCCAUCUGGUUCCAGUCAGUUUGUAGAUAUUUUAGAGGUAAAUGGACAUGAUGGCAAGGUCAAAAUUCUUCAAGAUCGUCUGUUCAAUAAUGCCAGUGCAGCUGCAUGUAGAAUUCUUCUGAUACGUCGAGUUAUCCUUCCAAGACUGUCUGUUCCUGGGAUUCCCCAAGAGCAAAAAUUCUAUCACUAGUUGUUGUUCUUUGAAUCACAAUGAUGCACUUAUGCACUUGUUUUUUAUCCAAUAUUUUUCUUUCCAGCUUAACUGUUUAUGUUAAUACACAGAUAAGAUAGAUUGAUAUGAAUGACUGAUAGAUAAGAUAGAUUGAUAUGAAUUACUGAUAGAUAAGAUAGAUAUGAAUGACUGAUAGAUAAGAUAGAUUGAUAUGAAUGACUGAUAGAUAAGGUAGAUUGAUAUGAAUGACUGAUAGUGCACUUUAUUUUACACAACAUUUCUCUAGUCAUAUGUUUUGAUCUCUUUUUGUGUGUUAUAAAAAAAAAAAAUUCACUGUCUUUAUUAGACCUCCAAUGGUCAUUGUUUCCAAUGGAAAACAUGGUCACUUGAUAAUAUUGUUGUAGUCUAAAGUAAUUGCCAAUCAGAAAAAAUAUUUUAUUUAUUUAAUAUCAUUAAAUUAUAUUGAAAUAUAUAAAUGUAUCUAUAAAAGAAAUGCCUGUUUAGAAUUUGUUUUCUAUGGCAUUUUAUGUCUUUAGAAAAGAUCUUUUCCCUUUACUUUGCAAACCAAUCCUAGAUACACAUCUGUGGUCAUAGGUUGAGAAUUUGUGAUCACCAGACACUGCAGAUGCAGAAUAUGUUUAAAAGCAAAAUAUUUACACAUUACCAAAUACUUUCAUAUUAUAUCUAAUUAAAAAACACAUCAAUUUUGACUUUGUACAUUAUUGAUGCCGAAAAAUGAUUUUUAAAUUCGUUAUAUAAAUAAAUUUAAAUAUUUUUAUUUUUCAUUUUUGAAUAUUUGUUUUUUUUAUGCCUGCUUUAAGACUUAGUAAAGAAAUAUUUUGUUUUUGAAAUAAUAAAAGAAAAAUUUGCCAAGCAUAUACAGAUUUCAUUGUAAAUAAACAUUAAUAUCAAAUAGAAUCUUGAAGCACAUAGUUUAUGAAUGUUACUUGUCUGUUGCAUGUAAAGUAUAUUUUUAUUGACUUUUUGAUGACUGGGUAGAGUAGAGUAGCUUGUAGAAGAAUAUGAUCCAUAUCCUGUUGUUGUUUAAAUCAAAAUUCUUGUCAAUUAGGUGAAACUUAGAAGGGAAUUCAUUUUUCUUACCCUAAGCUAUUAAAUUUUUUUUUCUUCCGUGAAUAUUAUAAAUUUCUUUCAAAUACUAAAAAUUACAAGAUUUAACAAGAAACUCUUUUUUUCUAUGUCCAUUUUGAACACAAAAACCUGCACACUUGACUUUCCUGAAAUUCCAAAUGUCAUGGCGAAAAUCUAAAAGUUUGAUUCAGAGAUACCUUGCUUCUUAGUCCUGGUAUUCAACCCACACACUGCACAACAGUCAUACCCAGUCAUCAGUGACCAGAAAUAAGAAACUUCCAUCAGGUACUUGGAACAAGAUGUGCAACUGAUGACAAUUCAUUUUUUUUUAAAGUAUUCCUUAAAAUGAAAACUAUGUUUUGUUUUGUUGUUUUCUUCCCUCUGGUCUCAGACCACAGACAAAAAAAAUCAUAGCCAGUGCUACCAGUCUCUAAUUUUUUAGUAGUUGUCAAGUUUUAAAGUUUUGCUGCCAAGAUUGUAUUAAUCUCAUAUAUGCCAAGUCAAUAUUUUCUUCUUUUUUUUUUUUAUUUUUAUUUAUAUAUUUUGUUUUUUUAAAUUAUAAUUUGUUCUAAAGUAAAUAUGCUAUUUCUUUGAUUUUUAUCAGGUGAUUUGGGUUUUCAGUGAACAGUGAUAAAAACUAAUUUCAUCUUUGUAAUCCAUACAUUUGUGCAUUCAAUAUCUUGGAUGCUCUUUAAGUUUUGUGCAUUUUUAAAAAUAGAACUUUCAAGUUUUAUAGUGACUGAUCUCAAAAGAGACAAUUUUAACCCCAGUGCGCUGAGUACUGGAGCAUGAUGUACGUGUAAGUAAGACUAAUUGAAGUCAGACUAAUUGAUCAAGUCUCAAGCAUUUAUUGGGGAAACAAAAAGUUACUUUUUGUGUUCCGUGGGUUCUUGUUCUCUUUAUUGGGGCGAAUGUUGGCAGAAGUUACCAAGCACCCAGUUAUUUUAAUUAAACAUUUUUUUUCGUCCUAGACUUUCUUCUCUUUGAUGGGGCCUGUGAUGGCUUUAAGGUUGUUGCUUCUUGAAUUGGGUCUAAAUAGUUGUAUAAGAGGAAGUCUUUGUUUUUUUUUUCUCCUACUUUUUAGUCAUGAUUUUGUUUUAUAGGAUUGUAUCAAGGUUUAUGUAUUAAAUUUAAACCAUGUUAAAAAGAAAAUUACACCUUUUUAAAAAAAAAUCAAGAAAACAAAUUUUUUGUUUGCAAGUGAGUCUGUAUCGAAUAUUGAAUAAUAAUUUCUACAUUGACAAAAUGUAUUCCUAUAUACAAUACAGGAAAUGACAUAUAGGGCAUAUUUAUAUACCAAAUAGACAUUUGGGCUA